GUGAAAAACUCUUUAAUACAUAUAAUUGUUUGAGCGAAAUAGAAAAAUGUUAGAACUAAGCUUUAAGUAUUUAGUAAACCUUCUAUCAUCGCUGUUAAAAUAAAAAUCAAGAUUUAAAGCAACAAAACUAUUUAGAGAGGAUAAAAACAAACAUGAAUGCUGCUUUACAUAAAAUUGACAAUUCAGUAGACACCUCGAUACAGCCUAAUAUAUUAUUGUCGUCGCAUUCAAAAAAAAUAAGUACUCCAACGCGAACUACAGCUUCGGCACUAUCUCCCACUCAGUUGGCAUCAGUACCGAAUACUGUAGUUGCUUCUGUAUGCAAUACUUCGGGUCAUAAAAACAGCUUAAAAGGUACAAAGCUAGCAAGAAGAGCUCGCUCCUUUAAAGACGAUUUAUUUGAAAAAAUAUCCCUUAUACGAACUCCAACAAAUACUUUGGGGAGAUCUCAUUCUCCACAUAGUCCGGGAAAUAAGAAUGCGAUAAAACUUCAACAUAGUGCAGAAGAAAUGGCUAAAUCAUCACAAUCUUUAGAAACUUACGUAAAAGAUAUAUCUAAUGCUCUUAAACAUUUCAAAGAUGUUAUCUUAAAAAAAAAAUUAGAAGUACUCCCCGGAAAUGGUACUGUGAUUUUGGAUACAAUUGCAAGCAUGUAUUCCGUUAUCCAGUCGUAUAUGUUAAACGAGAAUAGCACAUUGCUUCUGUCAGCAACACAACAAGUUUAUCAAUGUCUUGGAAAAUUGAUAAAAUUUUGUGAUGAAGUCAUGCUCAGUGAUGAAGAUGACGAAUGUGUUUCUCUUAGUAAUGAGAAUGUUCGAGACGUUGUUGAUUUGUUAGAGGAUGCGGUGAAGAAUCUUGUGUCAUUAGCUCAACAGAAACUAAAAGAAAAAGAGCAUAACUCGUUUGAUCUCGCAUCUUCUUCGCAGGAAAAAGCAAUAAUUAAUACUGCAAAUAACAGUUUAAUGCGUCCGCCAAUUGAGCUGGCUGGAAGAACAUCUCUACCUGACAUAACAUUAACACCAAAAGAGCGUGAUAUUUUGGAAAAAACUAACUCAAAUCCAAUUCGGGCAUCGCAUAGUACAGAAAGUAUUCUAAGAGAUACAAGUCCUCCACCAAAACCACCGCUUCCAAAUAGGUCUGAUAAUCCGCCUCCAAUACCACCAAAAAGACGCAGCCAACAACAACAAAAAAAUCGAAUUUCAAACAACAUCAGCAUUAAUUCAAAUUUGGAUUGUGGUUCAGACAUCUCCAUACUAAAUGUUGGUGUUGAUCAUUUAUCUGUCCGAUCGAGAUCUCCCGAUGAAAAUUCUAGUCAAUGCUCACUUGAUUCUGCUUUAAACCAGUCCCGAGAGGAAGAAGAGUUAAAAAUACUAGGUUUAGAGAAUAGUUUGGAUGAACAAAUUUUUGAAGAGGAUGUUGAAAAAAUAUUGACAUAUAAUGAAUCAAUGAAAGGAAGUCAAACAUUCAAAAACGAGGAAAACAAACAAAAUGUUUUUGUUAUGGAAGAUGGUAGUGGUAAUAUUAGUGUCAACAAUUGUGCUGCUUCGGUAGCUGCAGGAAUACAUAACGUUGCCCUUGCAACAAUGUUGACUGGCAACUGCAAUACAAAUAAACUGGAAAUGCAAAAUUCCCUGAAUAAUCGGCAUUCAAAUGAAUCGGGUUUCGCUUCGGUAAGGUCAUUUGGAACAUCUUCAUACAGCGUAUCGAAAAGAUCCUCUGAUUAUAGUUUUGAAUCAUCAACUAAAUCAAGUAGUUCGGAAAUCGCUUUUGGUACUGGAGAAGCUUUUGGUGGCAAUGAAAUUUUGUUUCAACAAAAGUUGUAUGUUUCGGAGGCGACUGCUGGUUCAAUAAGUUCAGAAAAGUCGAAUGCGGAAUUUACAGAUAAAAUUUUAAAUACAGCAUUAAUAUCUAAAGUUGAUGAUAAUCAAUUUAUUAGUCAUGCUAAUAGAGUCAGUUCAGAACAUAUUGAAAGUGAUAAAUAUUUAUUCAAUCAAAUGGGUUUACUAAACAAAACAAACAGUCUUGACAUAUCUUCUUCUGGCUUAGCGUCUUUAAUUGACAUUACAAAGCCAGCAUUGCCUCCUAAAUUAGCUAGAAACAAAGAACAGAUGGCUUUACAUUCAGAAAACUUUGAGGAAACUGAUGAUUCAAUCAGUGGUAAUUUACAUGAAGCACCAGAAUUGCGCCAACAUAAUAAACUUCACCAACAACAGAUUUACCAAUGGCAAUCAAAGCACCAAAGUCUUAUUGAACCUAGAACUUCUGGAGGAGUUUCAGGAAAUUAUGAUGCAUCUGGAUCAGUUGGUAAUCUGACAGAGCCUCCUCCCCUUCCUAUUAAAAAAAAGCACAUGUUUCAAAGUGUGGCAUUUUCGGUCUUGGCUUAUAUGGAAAUAUGUUCUGCAUCUACACGUGCUUUCGAACAACAUCGCCAUACAGUGCAUUCGUAUAAUUUAAAUAGGAAUAUUACGCACAGUCAAACAAUGAAUAUUGUAGCUUCUACCAAAGAUUUAAAAUCGCCAGAUAGUGGAACACCACCAGCUUUGCCACCAAAAAAUUACAAACAGCGAAAACAAAUUUCUAAUCCGCCUACUAUUAUUACCACACCUCCUCAGAGUCCAAAGCCUUUAAAUUUAGAGAGCUGUAAUGAAGCAGUACGAUAUGGCCGUGUUUUACAUAAUGUACACGGCAAUGAACAAAUGUCUACAGUUUGUGAGGAAAUUUUUGAUCUGAAUGGAGAUGAUCAGUUUAAUGUAGUGUCGCCACAUAAUUUGAUAAAAGAAGAAGAUAAAAAUGAAAUAAAUGUUGACAAAAGAACGAAGUUCCAAAGUAUGAAAAAUAAAAAAAGUAUGGAAGAAUUUACAUCCGAUCUAACUAAUGAUGAAGAUGAAGGAAUUGAUGUUGUAUCAGGCAAGCAAAGUAAAAAGAUUUUUGGCUUGACAAAUACACUUUCGAAUCAAAAUCUCCCAAAUAUGUUGGAAGAAAUAGAUAUUACGCCGUUUAUAAUAUUUAAAAAGGAAAGCGAGGAUGGUCCCGAAGUAAAAGGCGGCUAUAUAGAUGCUUUAAUUGUUCAUGCAAGUAGGGUGCAGAAAAACUCUGAUAAUGCUUUCAGUGAAGCAUUCAUAACUACGUUUCGAACAUUUAUUCUACCUGUUGAUGUUAUUGAGAAACUUACACAUCGAUACACCUUUUUUUUUUGUCAAUUAAGUGAUCAAAAACAAAAAGCCGCCAAAGAAACAUUCUCCUUAUUAGUUCGAGUUGUAAAUGAUUUAACGUCGAACGAUUUAACAAAUCAACUACUCAGUUUAUUGGUGGAAUUUGUGUAUCAAUUGGUUUGCUCUGGCCAAUUAUAUCAAGCGAAGUUAUUACGAAACAAGAUUGUUGAAAAGGUUACAAUUUACAAGGAACAAAAAAUGCCAGUUUAUCAAGAUGAAAUGCAUUACACUGUGACAAAUCAACCUAGUUUGCUUGAUUUGAAGUCUAGUGAUAUAGCUGAGCAAAUGACUCUGCUUGACGCUAACCUUUUUCAAAAAAUUGAAAUUCCUGAAGUAUUGUUAUUUGCCAAAGAACAAUGUGAAGAGAAAUCUCCUAAUUUAAAUAAAUUCACUGAACAUUUUAAUAAAAUGUCAUAUUGGGCGCGAUCAAAAAUAUUGAUGUUAUCUGAUGCCAAAGAUCGAGAAAAACAUGUUAUCAAAUUCAUAAAAAUCAUGAAACAUUUACGAAAAAUGAAUAAUUAUAAUUCCUACUUGGCAUUAUUGUCAGCAUUAGACUCUGCACCAAUUAGAAGACUUGAGUGGCAAAAAACAAUUACUGAAGGCUUAAAGGAAUAUUGUACAUUAAUAGAUUCCAGUUCAAGUUUCAGGGCAUAUCGCCAGGCAUUGGCAGAAACAACUUCUCCCUGUAUACCUUAUAUUGGGCUUGUACUACAGGAUUUGACAUUUGUACAUGUUGGGAAUCCGGAUUAUUUGAAGGAAGGUGUUAUUAAUUUUUCUAAAAGAUGGCAACAAUAUAAUAUAAUUGAUAAUAUGAAGAGAUUCAAAAAAUGUACUUAUCCAUUUCGUCGUAAUGAACGUAUAAUUCGCUUUUUUGAAAAUUUCGAGAACUUUUUAGGUGAAGAGGAAAUGUGGCAAAUUUCAGAAACUAUAAAACCACGUUGCAAAAGACCAACACGCAGUUAAAUAAUGUUAAAAAGCAGUUAUUGUUUAAUUUAAGAGCUCUUAUAUGAAUAGAAAAAAAUCUAUAUACACUUUUAACUUAUUUAAGUUUGCAGUUUCCUACUAACAUUAUUACAAUCAAAUAAUUAUAUUAAUUAAAUAUAAAUGGUACUAUACUAAAUAAUUAAUCGAACAUUACACACAACGAAAGAUGCAACUUUUUUUGCAAAAUAUGAAGGACCUAUCAGAACAAAGAAGAGUCAUUAUUUUAAACUUACCAAAGCAAUGGAAUAAAAUUCAAGUGAAGUUUACUAAGAUACCGAAUAAAUUAAUAUAUAAUUGCAUAGAGAAUUUUUAAACGAAUAUUUAAUAAUUCAUGCUAUAUGAAGUUCAAAUACUUUUGCUUCUUAUGAGUUUAUGAGUGCUGAUUUUUCAAGUUUAAAGUUAGAUAAUUUUAAACUCAUAAAUAAUUUAUUUUAAUUAUUAUUUAAACAUGCAGCUCAAUAUGAUUUUCUAAAUUUUAUUGUUUUUAAUUUGUAAAUAUUAUAUUAUACAAUUAUUUUUAAUUAAUGUAUGUCUAUAUAUGUUUCUAAAACAAUGAAGCAUACUACUUUUAUGUAUUUCAAUACAUAGUAUAAAGACUGUCUUAGAAUAACGCAUUAUAAAGAUAUAUUAUGGCAUAUUAAUAGUUAAAUAAGCCACACAUUUUAAUAAAAACUAUAAUCUUUACUAUACAACUUGAUAAAUUAGUUACAUAUAUGUAUAAAAUUUCAUGAACUAUGUAAUAAUAAUUUUGUAAAAUAUCGAUAAGUUUUUAUGUAUCAGUUUAAAUUUAUGUUAAAAAAGAUUAAAAAUUCAUUGAAGUUAAUAAGUAAUAUUAUUGGAAGGUUUAUAUAACUAACAUAUUAUUAUUGGAUUUUUCUUUUAAAACAGUAGUAACUAAUUUUCAACUAACAAAUUUCUUAAGUCAAACUAAGUUAUUUGUAGUCUUGUUAUUUGUAGUUUUUAAAAUAAAUGUUAUUAUUUAAUCUGUAAUUUAAUUAAAAAAA
This is a messenger RNA of Teleopsis dalmanni, 5200 nucleotides long. It is a transcript of the gene C3G, whose product is annotated as guanine nucleotide-releasing factor 2. Lineage: Eukaryota; Metazoa; Arthropoda; Insecta; Diptera; Diopsidae. The record is from RefSeq and is a predicted model, not a curated record. Gene Ontology annotation, molecular function: guanyl-nucleotide exchange factor activity. Bases 153 to 4175 code for a protein of 1340 amino acids. The transcript has 21 exons. Gene Ontology annotation, biological process: positive regulation of GTPase activity; Ras protein signal transduction. Gene Ontology annotation, cellular component: plasma membrane.